Molecule: messenger RNA, 2184 nt
Organism: Chinchilla lanigera (long-tailed chinchilla)
Lineage: Eukaryota; Metazoa; Chordata; Mammalia; Rodentia; Chinchillidae
Gene: Kcng2
Product: potassium channel, voltage gated modifier subfamily G, member 2
Exons: 4
Coding region: 75-1523 (482 amino acids)
Biological process (GO): protein homooligomerization; potassium ion transmembrane transport
Cellular component (GO): membrane; voltage-gated potassium channel complex
Molecular function (GO): protein binding; voltage-gated potassium channel activity
Source: RefSeq, a predicted model, not a curated record
ACGCUGUUGGGUGAGAGGGGCACCCUCUGAGCCCAGACUGAACAUGCUGUCGUGGGUAUGGAUGUUUGUGGUGGAUGCGUUGCCCUGGUGAUGGGUUAAGCCUCUCUUGGCAGCAGCUGGAGAAUAAAGUUAUUGACAGCAACAACAAAGGUCUUCGUGUUGACAGUCAAAGGCCCAGCCUCUCGAGCCACAAGGCGCGGCCACCGCAUGGGGCCAUGGCCCUGCUCCCCCGGCACGCGGGGACCCGCGACCCGGAGCCUGGCUGCAGCAGACGGCACCACGGGAUGGCCCGCGCGCGGCACGUCAUCAUCAACGUGGGCGGCUGCAGGGUGCGCCUGGCCUGGGCGGCGCUGGCGCGCUGUCCGCUCGCGCGCCUCGAGCGCCUGCGGGCCUGCCGCGGCCACGACGAGCUGCUGCGCGUAUGCGACGACUACGACGUGAGCCGCGACGAGUUCUUCUUCGACCGCAGCCCGUGCGCCUUCCGCGCCAUCGUGGCGCUGCUGCGCGCCGGGAAGCUGCGGCUGCUGCGCGGCCCGUGCGCGCUGGCCUUCCGCGACGAGCUGGCCUACUGGGGCAUCGACGAGAACAAAAAGAUGAAGGAAAACAGAGUCACCCAGUUAUCUGUGAAUUCCAUCUUUAAAAAAAACAAACACAGGAAUCGGACCUUUUCAACUGGAUUCCUUCCCAUCCCCCCCCCCCGCCCUUCCCCUGGAGGGGCGGCUCUGUCCCAACCACGUGUCCCCUCUCCUCUCCAGGGCGAGUGCUCCACCAAGUGCCACAGCCUCUUCGUGCUGGAGACAGUGUGUGUGGCUUGGUUCUCCUUUGAGUUCCUGCUGCGCUCGCUGCAGGCCGAAAGUAAGUGCGCUUUCCUGCGGACGCCCCUCAACAUCAUCGACAUCCUGGCCAUCCUGCCCUUCUACGUCUCCCUGCUCGUGGGCCUGGCGGCGGGGCCGGCGGGGAGCAAGCUCCUGGAGCGCGCGGGGCUGGUACUGCGCCUGCUGCGCGCGCUGCGCGUGCUCUACGUCAUGCGCCUGGCGCGCCACUCGCUGGGGCUGCGCUCGCUGGGCCUCACCGUGCGCCGCUGCGCACGCGAGUUCGGGCUGCUGCUGCUCUUCCUCUGCGUCGCCAUGGCACUCUUCGCGCCGCUCGUGCAUCUAGCCGAGCGCGAGCUGGGCGCACGCCGCGACUUCUCCAGCGUGCCGGCCAGCUACUGGUGGGCCGUCAUUUCCAUGACCACCGUGGGCUACGGAGACAUGGUGCCGCGCAGCCUGCCCGGACAAGUGGUGGCACUGAGCAGCAUCCUGAGCGGCAUCCUGCUCAUGGCCUUCCCGGUCACCUCCAUUUUCCACACUUUCUCGCGCUCCUAUUCCGAACUCAAGGAGCAGCAGCAGCGCGCCGCCUGCCCAGAGCCAGCCGGGGGCGAGGACAGCACGCGCGAGGACAGCACGCACUCGGCCACCGCCACCGACAGCGCGCCAGACCCCGAGGGGGCGGACUCUGCUGGGGGCGUGUGGUCGCCCUGAGUGCGCUUGGGGACCCCAGGGCCUCAUGGCAGGAAAGCGAGCUCUUCUGACUUCAGAAAGCCACAAGCUUGUGGUGUAAUUUCUCACCUUGGACCUCUGACACCAGCUCCUCGGGUGACACGGCCUCCUCUAGGGUGGCAAAGCUCAAGCUUUGCAUGUGGGCAUUUGAACCAAGCCCUUUCCCUGUCCUCCCAGCUGGUCUGUGGAACCAUAGCUCAUCCCCUGGAACACCGCAUCUCCUCUACUGGAACAUCUCGGACUUGCUGCCUCCCCUCUCAAGGCCUGGCUGCAGGCUUAGGUUAGAGGAGAGAUGGAUGGGUCUCCUCCAGGUGGCUCCUCAGGCUGGAGUGAGGCGCGGGGGGAGUCCUCCCGAAAAUGAGCCUUUCUCUUCUCCGGACAGGAAGAAUGGAACUUUACAAAUCAUGCUGCUCUGUACUCCAUUUUAAUGAGGUCUAUCACACCUGAGCUACUGAAAGCCUUAGAACGCACCACCUGGGGGGGGUCCCACUGUCUGCGGGGCACCCUUCCUACCCUACUGCUUGGUAGCUUCUGGCCGGGCUCCAGGUGUGGGGGGAAGCCCACGUUGGGCCCUUGCAGCUGCAGACACUCCUGAGAUUCCACGGCAACCCAAUAAAAAAAAAAUGCUGGCCUCUCCUGCACA